AAGCUUUGCCUCCCGAGCUUAUAAUUUAGCAUUGGCAUGUACUCCUGCUAUUCGUAUGGACGGAGGUCAGAUGUGUCACCAAGGGAACACAUUUAAUGUGUGAGGUGGAGGUAGGGUGACCAGACAGCAAGUGUGAAAAAUCGGUACGGAGGUGGAGGGGUAAUAGGUGCCUAUGUAAGAAAAAGCUCCAAAAAUCGGGACUGUCCCUAUAAGAUCGGGACACCUGGUCACCCUAGGUGGAGGGGAGUAGUGGCAGAGGGGUAGCAGGGUGACAUAGAGUUCAGGACGCCUGAAGAAAGCAUCACAAACACUCUUUUAUACACAAUCUGCAGCAUUACCUAUGAGCUGUCCCCAUUGGCUCUUCAUAACAUCGUUGCUUCCAUUCAGACACAUCCCGAGUAGAACGUAUUCGUCAGAAAAGGUCUGUUUUUCUUUCUCUCCCAGGUCACUCAGACGUUUGACAUCACCAUAACCCCAGUGGAUGACUCCUUGCCUGUGGUGCAGAGUCCUGGGAUGCGGGUGCAGGAAGGGGUGAGAAAAACCAUCACGGAGUUUGAGCUGAAAGCCACAGAUGCCGACACGGAGGCCGAAUCGGUUACAUUCACCAUCGUGCAGCCUCCUCGACACGGUCUGAUUGAACGCACCAACGACGGGCAGCACUAUCGCCAGACGGCCACCUUCACGAUGGACGACAUCUACCAGAACCGGGUCUGCUACAGCCAUGACGGCAGCAACUCCCUGAAGGAUCGCUUCACCUUCACAGUGUCUGAUGGGACCAAUCCCUUUUUCAUUGCCGAGGAUGGAGGGAAGGAGGUAAGGGAGAAUGGAGGGGGGAGAGAAAGAGAUUUCCUAGAAGUGAUGUAAACCUCCCUGAAAGUGUCCAGCGGCACUUGGUUGUUGCAUUUGAUACUUUUGGGGCCAAAUCCUCAGCGAGUGUAAAUUGGC
Chrysemys picta bellii (western painted turtle) is the source of this 945-nucleotide messenger RNA. Lineage: Eukaryota; Metazoa; Chordata; Testudines; Emydidae. The record is from RefSeq and is a predicted model, not a curated record.